Cynoglossus semilaevis (tongue sole) is the source of this 2680-nucleotide messenger RNA. RefSeq names its product homeobox A9a (gene hoxa9a). Gene Ontology annotation, cellular component: nucleus. Lineage: Eukaryota; Metazoa; Chordata; Actinopteri; Pleuronectiformes; Cynoglossidae. Gene Ontology annotation, biological process: anterior/posterior pattern specification; embryonic skeletal system morphogenesis; proximal/distal pattern formation. The record is from RefSeq and is a predicted model, not a curated record. Bases 718 to 1515 code for a protein of 265 amino acids. The transcript is spliced from 2 exons. Gene Ontology annotation, molecular function: DNA-binding transcription factor activity, RNA polymerase II-specific; RNA polymerase II cis-regulatory region sequence-specific DNA binding.
AAACACCAUCAAGUGUAGGGACGUGGAGCGUUGUCUGAUGCUUAAGAAAUCACAGCUCGGUGAAUAAAAAUGCCAUUUCUCUGCCUGUGAUUCCACACACGGACGCUGUGUGAGCUUAAUGCUGCACGGUUUUUAUAUCACGCUCGCCUUUUAAAUGUGUUUUCGGUGAGCAGCGGUGGUAGGGUGCUUACGUGGCCUAUAAAGUACCUCGUAAAAUAAAGGCUUCCAAAAAACGCAUUGUAUCGUUUUGUAGGAUGACCCGGAGGAGACUUUUCCCCCACAAAAUGGUUAGAGCACUGAUGGAAAUGAUUUUAUUUUCUCAUUUUUUUGAAUUUACAUCUCACAAACAUCGGCUUUCGGGUCAUAUGAUGCUAUUUCUUAUCUUUAAAUGUGUUGGUUGUUAUAGGAGAGCGGGUGAGUAUUUAAUGACCAAAGGGAUUGAUUUAUCCUUUAUUGUUCAGCCUUUAUGAUCACGUGUGCGCUGUCAGCCAAUGGCGGGCCAGCCUUGCUCCCCAUUACUAUCCCACUGUAGUUCUCUGUGGGGCCAAGUUGCUACUUGAUUUCUCCACAUUGUUAUUUUGUGAGGCUGGGUUUACUGCGUGUGUAUGUGUGUGCCGUUGUGUGUAUAUGUGUAUGUGUGUGUAUGGGCGCUUCUUUGCACUUUUGCAUGUAUUUGUUGAAUGACCGCGUACAUGUGAAAGUCUAGAUUUCUCUGCCAUGUCGACAUCCGGAACACUGACUAGUUACUACGUCGAUUCCCUCAUUCUUCCCGAGAGUGAGGACGUAUCUGUGCCGAGAUAUUCCUCGGCUCCUGGGCUCCAGCAUGGCAGACAACCCGCCUCCAUCAGCGACCACCAGAGCGAGCUGGCGACCUGCACUUUCCCGUCCAAACCUCCAGUAUUCGGGCCAUCGUGGAGCCACGUCCCGGCUCAGUUCCCAGGCACCGUCUCCUCUGUUUACCAUCACCACUAUGGGCAUCACCAAGGCCCGGUAGCUCCAGACACAGAUGGCCGCUAUCAGUCGUGGCUCUUGGAGCCCAUGUCCGGCUCCCUGCCUAUGACCGGAUUACCGAGCACUCAUCACUACGGAAUCAAGCCAGAGGGCUUGGGGACGCGGGCUGACGGGGCUCUGCCGGGCUCCCACACUGCGCUGCUGCUCUCCGACUACGCGAACGGCACCGUCGCCACGACCUCACCGGUGGAGAAGGACCCUCUGUCCGGCCAAACGGCUGAGCCGAGCGCGGAGGUGGAGGAGAAACCAACUCUGGAUCCCAAUAACCCUGUGUCCAACUGGCUCCACGCGAGUGCCACGAGAAAAAAGCGCUGUCCGUACACCAAGCACCAGAUCCUGGAGCUGGAGAAAGAGUUCCUCUUUAACACCUACCUGACCAGGGACCGUAGGUACGAGGUGGCGAGGCUGUUAAACCUCACCGAGAGACAGGUUAAAAUCUGGUUCCAGAACCGCAGAAUGAAGAUGAAGAAGUUUAAUAAAGACGGCGCACCGAAAGACGAGUGACUGAGCCGUAGACACAGAGGAUUUUUAGGCUGAUGAGCUCAUAGGACUCUGCUGGACCUCCUUCUCCUAUUUCUCCUUCUCCUUCUUCUUUUUUAACCUUUAUUGUCUUAUUGUUCUCUAUAACAGAAGCUGUUAGGCUUAAAUGUCCUAUUAAAAGCAUGAUGGGCUUCAUUUUUGCUGCGACUACCUUUAUAUUGCACAAUUUUACCAGUGCCCACGUUGUUUUAAUUGGUUCAUCUCCUAUGUUGAUACUUUUAUUAUUGUUAUUAUUAUUAUUAAUACCUCGUUAAAGUGUAUUAGUUGGACUGUCCCUGUGCUCGUUUGUGUAUGGAUGUUUCUAGCUGUGUGUGUUUUCUGGUUUGUAGCUCUGUAGGAUAUUUGUUGUCUAUCUCUGAGUCACUUGAGCGUAUAUAUAUAUAGUUUGUAAAAAAAAAAAGGAAUAGAAAAAAAAGUGUUAAAUUUAUUGUUUCUCCCUUAUUCCGGUGACCGUGAAUCUAACAUUGGAACCCAGGAUAGCGUCGCAUUUUGAAGUAGAUGCGUAACAGCUGACGGAAAAGCCUCUUGAAAAAUGAUUAGUGAAUUAAUUCUAGAAGCUAAAUUCCAUGACAUUGUUGACUACCUAUGUGUCCUUCAACUACCUACGACAGCUAGAGUAGAUUCGCUUGCAUUAUUACAUACCGAGCUGUGUCCGAAUUGUUGUUUUUUUUUUCUUUCAGGGAGUAACACUUUAAAGGAGCAUUCUGUUUUGUUAGUGAGAGGAAAUGGAAUUACGACUAAAAAAAGAAAAGGAAAACACUGUAGGCUUAUGAUACUUAUUGAAUACCUCACGGUCUGCUGGCCGUCUGACUUUUUUGGUUCACAAAUGUAAUUUGUACUUUAUUUAUUAAAUAAAACAAAUUAUAUCUGGGAAUACGUGCUACGUCACAGUUAUUUUUUAUCUCAGGUUGUUCGGUUUAUCGGUGCGUCAAGGUCUCCGAUUGUUGUUGCGCGAAGGUCUACUAUGAAGGGGUGUUGCUGUCAACAACAACAACAACACAGACACACACACACACACACAUACAGACACACACUUACUAGUGCUGUUUUUCCCCUGUAAUUUUCCUGUUGCACGGCCCCUUAUUUAUUUUCAAAAAUCAUAAAUAUAUGCCUCCCCCUCCUCCCUCCC